This is a messenger RNA of Neolamprologus brichardi, 9285 nucleotides long. The record is from RefSeq and is a predicted model, not a curated record. Lineage: Eukaryota; Metazoa; Chordata; Actinopteri; Cichliformes; Cichlidae.
AUGUGUACGACGCGACCAGAAGAGGUUCCCCCGGUGUUGACGCUCCUUCCAGACAACAUCCUGCAGGUUUUGCGCCACCAGUUACUGCAGUGUGUCCAAAAAGCCUCUGACGGCCUGGAGCCCGAGCAGCAAAACCUAGCACUGCUGCUGCUCAAGUGCUUCCAGGAGAGCGAGCAUCUAAAGGAGAGUCUGAAAUGUUGCCUGCUACACCUGUUUGGAGCAGUAGUUGCUGGAGAUCAGAGGAACGCUCUCCUUGCAAUUUCUCCAGCCACCAUGGAAGUGUUGAUGCGGGUGCUGGCUGACUGCUCCAUGGGUAGCUGCUCCUCAGAGGAAGGCGAGGACUGGGAUAGUGAGGCCCCGGACCGUAAAGCACUGCUGACGUUGGGCUGCCUGCGGGAGGUGGUCCAGCGGCUCCUGGCCUCCAGCUCAGACCAGCGGCAGGUGGAAAUCGCCUCAGUGCUGGAAAACUACUUUAAGCUGCUCAACUCGGACCCAGCAGCUGUCGUGGCUGCCCAGCAGCAGCAGCAGCAAGCCAAGGGCCGAGUGCCAACACUGGGUCGACACUGGGAGAGCAGAUUUGUGGCCCUGCAAGUAAACAUGCUAGACACUAUCAGGGACAUGUUCCUGUGUUCAGACAGGCCAGUACUACAAGCCAUCUUCCUCAACAGUAACUGUUUUGAGCAUCUCACACGACUGCUCCAGAACAGCAAGCUGGUUAAUGCUAGGUGCACGGCGGCAGACAAGGACCAGAAAGAUAUAACCAACAACAGGUUACUGACAGGCGAGAGGGACACUCAGGUGUUUCAAGGGCGGUUGGACUCCCUUGCCGUAGCAACCAUCAAAGCCCUAACAACAGUGAUGCACAAAUCGCCAGCUGCAAAGGAGGUUUUUAAGGAGAGGAUUGGGUACAAUCACUUGUACGAAGUACUUAUCUCCCUCGGGCAGCCAUCUCGACACCUCCUCAAAGAGCUGAUGAAUAUGGCAGUGGAGGGUGAGCACACCUCAGUGGGCCUCCUGGGCAUCAGUAAUGUGGAGCCAUUGCUGCUGCUGGUCCAGUGGCUCCCAGAGCUGGACUCCUCAGAACUGCAGCUCUUCACAGCCGAUUGGCUCCGCCGCCUUAGUUGCCUCAACCGCCAGACCCGUGCUACCUGUGUCAACGCCGCCAUGGUCAUGCGCGCACUAGCUGCCCUGGAGCGCCACGAGCGACUACACAGAGCUUGUGCUGAAAGCCUUUUGGGGCUAGUGGGCUCACUUGGGUGCCAGUCUUUGAGUGCCAGGGAACUGUUGGAGUUCUUGCGUCUCCUUCGGCUUCCAGAGUCCAGCCAAGCACAUCCAUACGUAGGUCCUGCCCUGAAAGCCCUCCUCGCCAUGGUGCGCAAGCAAGGUUUGGAAAGUGCCAUGCAGUACUUUGACCUGUCGCCCAGCAUGGCUGGCAUCGUAGUUCCAACAGUGCACCGCUGGCCAGGGUCUGCCUUUAGCUUCCUCGCCUGGUUGUCGCUGGACCAGGACCAGCUGGGCCCAUCCAGCAAAGACAAGAGAAAACAGCUGUACAGCUUUUUUACUCCAGGAGGAACGGGUUUUGAGGCCUUUAUUAGCUCAGCAGGUGUGCUGGUUGUGGCCGUUUGCACAAAGAAGGAGUAUGUCACAGUCAUGCUGCCUGAUUACUGCUUCUGUGACUCUCUCUGGCACAGCAUCGGUGUGGUGCAUGUGCCUGGAAAGAGGCCAUUUGGACAGAGUCUAGUCUACAUUUAUGUGGACGGACAACAGAAACUUUCUGCCCCCCUCAAGUACCCGACCAUGACAGAGCCGUUCACCUCCUGUUGCAUCGGCUCAGCAGGCCAGCGCACCACCACUCCUCCACCCUCCCAGAUCCCAGACCCUCCCUUCUCUUCGGCCACCACCCCUACCACUCGCUCGUCACUGGGCGGCAUCCUGUCCCCUCACACCUGGGGAGGCCUCCUGGGAGGGAAGCCUGAGUCUGUGACUAAGCUAAUCUCAGCGGGCACUCAGGAUAGCGAGUGGGGAAGCCCCACGUCCCUGCAGGGCCAGCUAGGAAGUGUCAUGGUGUUUCAUGAACCACUGCAGCAGAACCACAUAAAAGCCAUCUGUAGUGCUGGUCCAAACUGCAUCUCUCCAUUUAAAGCCCAAGAAUCAGAGCUUGGGGACCUUUCAGCCAAAUUGUUGCUGCACUACUCACCCAAGGCCUGCAGAAACCCCAUCUGCCUGGACCUGUCUCCAAACAUGCUCCACGGACGCCUGACAGGGAACAAAGUUGUUAACUGGGAUAUCAAGGUGGGCGGAAACUGCAACUCGUGCUGUCAUGGAAACGUUUUAUGGCCAGUGGAGUAUUUGCAUGGAUGUAAUGUACACACUAUUUUAAUAUGAACUGAAGGUCCUUCUAGAAGCACAUCUUCCCUCUCAGCAGCUAUUUUUAGAAUGAAAUCAAGGCCCUCAGAGGCCCGCCUGGAGAAGAAUCUGGUAGCCACAUUCCUGUUGGUGCUGAAGCAUUUUCUGCAGAGACACCCAAUCAACCAGGAGAAUCUGCUGUACUUACAUGGCAUCGGGACACUGGGAGCCCUGCUACAGAAGCUGCCAGCUGGGCAUGUUGGCGUCAGCGUGCUGGUUGCUGUGCAGCUCCUGAUAGAACAAGUGACAUAUGAGAAGAAUCAAGCUCUGCUGCAGCAGCUUCACACUCAUCUGCUGUUCAAUUUCAACAUCUGGAACAAAGGGGACUUCCCGCUACGCAUAGGUCAUAUCCAGUACAUGUCCACUGUCAUCAAAGACAACAGAAAGCAGUUCCGGAAGAAAUAUGGAGUUCAGUUUCUGGUGGACACCAUACGCCUCUAUUAUGGGAAGAACACUAACAAAGACAGUGACUUGAGCGAGGAUGACGUUCGGACCAUCCGCGCAUCUCUGUGCAGCCUCAUCAAGUACUAUAUUAGUAAGGGCAUGUCGCAGGAGGAGAUGCAGAGCAUUCUGGGAUACAUCGCUGCCAUUGGAGACGAAGAUCAGCUGUGUGCUCUGCUGGAGUUGUUGCUGAGCCUUCUGCAGAGCAGCCCAGCCAGAGACCAGCUCUUCCUGCUCCUCUUUGAGCCCGCAGCGGCCGACUCCUGCUAUGCUCUCCUCCUCAAUAACAAACACUCAGAUCGACUCCGAGAACUUGUCUUUAAGUUGUUUGAGCGAAUGUUGCGCUGCGACCGGGUCUAUGAGAAAAAUAAGCAGCGGCUGCGGCUGAGGGAGGCGGGUUACUCUGGUCUGUCGCUGCUCUUCUCUGAACUUCACAUCACUCCCACCCUGAUCCGCUGUCUCCUUAACCAAGUCCUCCAUACAGAUCAAGUGGUAAACUACAAGGACCUGAUGGCUUUGGUCCAGCUCACUCACCGGGCCGGACCCAGCGUGCGACUCAUCGUCUGCAAGAGGGUGUACCAGCUGCUUCAGUCCCAACAGGAUGCUGCUGCUCAGAUCUCAAAGCAGCAGUGUUGGCAGGACACCCUCAUGCGGCUGUAUCUAAGGGGCGACGGGUCCUUGGCGCUGCGUAGCUCAGAUACUGUCAGCACCUGCAGCCUGGAGCUGAGCCGGACCAGCGGCGGUAGCAACCGUCUGGAGCUGCCGUUGGAGAGGAGGGCACGGGCAGGCAGCGCCGGGCGCUUGGACCGGGUGGAGGAUGACCGGAUCAGCAUAAGUGAUACCCGCUCUGUGGACAGCCUGGAGAAUGGCGACGUCAUCUCGCUGUUGGAUACGCCGUCUUCCUCUGCCUCCACUGAGCCGCAGCCCCACGUCAAGCCCUGGGUGGUGGGAAAAUCAGGGGGCUUGAUGCUGGAUUUGUCCCAUCUGCAGGCAUAUGAGGGUGGAGAGAGCGGCAGCCAGACACCUGGGAGCAUGCCCAGCACACCCUCACCACUGGAAACCUCGAAGCCUUUCCCAGGGAUCUCCGGGGAUCGAGACGCAACUUCCUCCCUUACUGAAGACAGCUUCCUGUUUAGUGACAACAUCUCGCUGGGGGAGUCUUUCAACAAUGUUGAGCGUGCAGAAGAGGAGCUGUGCAGCAUGUUGCUGGAGAUCAUCCUGUGUGUGAUGUGGCGAGGCGUCGAGGGCUCCGAUGAUUCAGCGUGGCUGGAGCGUGGUCAGGUCUUCUCUGCUCUCACCAAACUGGGAACUGCCAAUGAGCUGCUUCUUCCUGUUGACCAAAUCAAGCUCAGUCUGAUGGAGCGCAUGUUGGAGUGGGCGGUGAGCGACAACCGAGAGGCUUCAGCUGCUACGCUACCGCAGCACACCGAGAAUGCAGUUCGCCUGCUUCACAUGGUGCAAGACUUCCUGCAGGCAGAGGGUCUCAUCAACCCAGCACUGUGGACAGAGAAGGUGCUGGAAGAGGCGGUGACGUUGAUGGACAGCCUCAUGGUGUGGUACUCCUCUGGCUCCCAGUGGUUCCAGCUCUCCCAGGUUGGACUGAGACUGCUCCUGGGCUUCAUGGCUCAGGAAGACCCAGAGGUGUGUGCCAUGGCCACCGCCAAGCUUAACGGCAUCCUGCAGACCAAGGAGAUUUCCAGCCAGGACGAGGCAUGCUACCUGCUAGGGAAGGUGGAGGGAAUUCUGCGGCGCUCCAUCCAGGAGCAGACCGAGGAGAUGUACUCUUUCCUGGUUCCACUGCUGCGAACGCUGCUCUCCAAAGUCCACCGCCUCCUCUACAUGGAGCUGCACCUGCCUCAGCUGCCCGACACCAACGGGAGCCCCUCCUUCUUCGACGACUUCAAGCUUUACUGCAACUCACCCGAAUGGCGUGUCUACCUCGAUAAAUAUACAAAGUAUAUGAACGGUGUCCAUCAGCAGCGUUUAAACCCAGAGUCUCUGCUGCUGGAGGCUGUGAAGCAAGUCAAAGUUAGCGACCUGGAAGAUGACAUCCUGGAGCUGCCAGAGGACGAUCCUGUUGCUGCCAACAACCAGGUUGAAGCAGAUGAGGCGGGCCAGAAGGAGAAGCUGGUGUUGUGGGAGGAUUGUGAGCUGGUGACGAUAGUGGACGUGGUUCCCGGCCGCCUGGAACUCACCACACAGCACAUCUACUUCUAUGAUAGCAGCCAGGAGAAGGAGGAAGGAGUGGGUCAUGACUUCAAAUGGCCUCUGUCGCAAAUCCGAGAGGUCCACCUUAGACGUUAUAACCUGCGGCGCUCAGCUCUGGAAAUCUUCCUAAUUGACCAAACCAACUAUUUCCUCAACUUUAAAAAAGAGGCCAGAAACAAAGUCUACAGCCGCAUGUUACUGCUGCGAUCCCUCAACCUAUAUGAAACCCGCUCUCCUCAGGAGCUCCUCAAAGCCUCCGGACUCACACAGAAAUGGGUGAACCGAGAGAUUUCCAACUUUGACUACUUGAUGCAGCUCAACACGAUUGCCGGCAGGACGUACAAUAACCUGGCUCAGUACCCAGUGUUUCCCUGGAUUCUAGCGGACUACACCUCAGAGGAGCUGGACCUUUCUGAUCCUCGGGUAUUCAGGGACCUGUCAAAACCAGUCGCUGUGCUUAAUGAACGCAACGCAAAGGCGGUUAGAGAAAAGUAUGAAAGUUUUGAAGACCCGACAGGAACCAUAGACAGGUUCCAUUAUGGCACCCACUACUCUAACGCUGCCGGCGUCAUGCACUACAUGAUCAGGGUGGAGCCCUUCACGUCGCUGCACGUAACGGUGAGUCAGAACUGCUUGGUGGGGACCCAUGGGUGGCUGCCUUAUAACAAGAACAUCUCCAACUACUUCACCUUCAUUAAGGACCCCACAGUUUCUAACACCAAAACCCAGCGCUUCCUUUCAGGACCCUUCGCCCCCGGCGUGGAGGUAACCGCUGGAUUGUUUGUGGUCUCCCAUGAUGGAAAGUUGCUCUUCAGUGGUGGGCACUGGGACAACAGCCUGCGGGUCACUUCACUGGUUAAGGGAAAGACUGUAGGACAGCACAUCCGGCACAUGGACAUCGUGACCUGCUUGUCGACAGACCACUGUGGCAUCCAUCUGAUCUCUGGCUCCAGAGACACAACCUGCAUGGUGUGGCAGGUUCUGCAGCAGGGUGGAGCUCCUGUUGGUCUCCAUCCCAAACCUAUUCAGGUGCUGUACGGACACACGGACGAGGUGGUGAGCGUCAGCAUCAGCACAGAGCUGGACAUGGCUGUAUCUGGAGCGCGGGACGGGACAGUGAUCAUCCACACUGUGCGCCGGGGUCAGUACAUGCGCUGCUUGCGUCCACCGUGCGACAGCUCGCUGCCGCUCUCUAUCCUCCACCUGGCUGUGUCCUGGGAGGGUCACAUGCUGGUUCAUACCUGUCUGGAGGGCAAAGCAACACUCAAGGAUAAAAACGCCCUCCACCUGUACUCUGUAAAUGGGAAGCACCUCUGCAGCGAGCCUCUGAUGGAGCAGGUGACAGAUAUGUGUGUUUCUGGGGAGUAUGUAGUCAUCGGCAGCGAGCAGGGAUACCUGUCCAUCCGUGACCUCUACAGCCUGUCUCUGUGCGCAGAGCCCAUGGCCAUGAGGGUGCCAGUGUGCUGCGUGUCAGCCACCAAGGAGCAGAGCCAUGUGCUGGUGGGACUGCAGGAUGGCAAGCUGAUCAUCGUGGCCGUGGGCAAGCCGGCGGAGAUGCGUUCGGGCCAGAUCACACGGAAGCUGUGGGGUUCCAGCAAGAGACUGACUCAGAUCUCCUCGGGGGAGACGGUGUACAACACCCAGCAAGACCACAACUGACCCGUUCCCCGCCUGUCCCCCGAGCCUUUAAACCAUCCCUUUCAAGCACGUCGCACAUUGUCAUUUCAUAUCCGAGCAGAUUCUUUCUGCCAUCACCUCCCACGGUUUUAUCAGGGGGUAGGUUUUGGGGUGCAGGAGCACCACAAAGCCUGCAUGCCCACAUGUGCAUUUGAGUGCUCUUGCUUUGGAUUGUGAUCACAUGGCGCUGGCGCCGUGGUUCCAAUACAGAAGUAGCGCCAGCCUCAGCAAAACCACACCACUGCCCACUUCUCGCACACGCCACAGCUGCCCUCGUCAUCAGAAUCUUUACUACAGUCAGCCUCAUUUAACGGUUAACUAACUGUUCUCUUGUAUGUAUGCAGGGAUGGAUGGAUGUGUGUUUGCACACAGUUUUGCUGUGUGCUAUUUGAAAAUAUUGUUUCAAGUGGCCUUUUUGCUCCCCCACCCCCUCAGUUAGCCUUAGGUGCAGACACUCGGCCUGUGAUCUGCAGGCCAGGACGAUUCAUGGUUGCCUCAAAGCUGCCACCACGCAGCCUUAUGCAGUAAGACGGCUCCACCACUCACUAGACCAAACUGUCUGCAUUUUUCUAUCGUUUUUAUAUACCCGUGUGUGUGUGUGAUCUUUUAGUGAUGUUUUAUUGGGAGUUUGGUUUAUGUGUGUGUAUGUCUGUGUGCGUGCCCAGCAGCUUGGCAUCUGUUCAUAUGCAUGGCAUUUUGGUUUUGAGAUUAGACAAGAAAUAGUGAUGCAGAAGUCAGUCAGUUUUUUGUUUGUUUGUUUUUUCGUUUUUGUUUUUACAUUUGGGGUGUAGCUGACGUUUUUUGUUGAGAAACAUCAGAAAAGGUGUUUAAAGGUACUUUUUGUAGUCCCCCCUCCCCUUUCCAAAGUGUAACUAACAGUGUCACCACUAGGUGGCAGUGUUUUUACCAAACAUUAUAAUUUUAACAUUCAUAUUAAAAUGAUGCACCGUUUCCUCAAGAGGCAUUGCCUGGUUAAACAAUAAAAUAAUGACUCGCUUCAUCACCUCGUGGGGAAAAUUGUUUGAUAUCUUGUGUAAACAAAUCCAUUCACAUUCUGUUGGAUGCUUCAGUUAAUUUUUGUUGAUUGUUUUAAGCACGGGAUUUUACAAAAAGUACUUUUAAUGUUUUGUCAUUAGCAUAUCAUUUAAGAUCUAGUUUUGUAAAUAAAAAAACACACUACAUUCUCAAUCACAACAAGCUUUGACAUGAAGAUUUAUCACAGCAGUGCAACGAAAAACAACUAUAACGUCACGUUUCUCUGUGCUUCAUUGAAUGUUUUUAAGUUACUUGAAUCUGUUUCUAUUCAUAAGUAAAAGUAACAGUUUUUUUCACACAUUGUCUCAUGAGUGACAUAUUUAAAAACUAUUCUAACUGUUUAGAAAUGAAGGAGAAAGUAGAAAACCUCAAGGGCUUUACGAGAUGUCAGUGUUAUCAGCAAUACAGCUCCUUCAUCGCAUGCCUGUCGGUGCUUCCUUUCCUCUAUUUCUGUCCAGCAUGCCUCGCUCAGUCAGAUCCUCUAUUUUCCAGUCUUCCUAUGGCUAAACUGGGACUGUAAAUGGACUCCCUCUCUUCUCCUUCUGAAUGCCUUUAGCUCUCAUCAUUGCCUCAAACCCCAUCCCUCUUUUAUUAUUUGUGCUUCUCACUCGUUUUCCUGUUUAUUUUAAAGUGACUGAUUUCAGAGUUUUCGUUGUGUGGGGCCUCAAGAAUGUUUGGGUCAACUGGGACAAACAUGCAUGUGAAUGUGAUUGCAUUACUCUGUAAUAUACCGCAGUAUGAAACUGCUGUGUGAUUCAUAAUUUUGCACCAUACCUGAGCGAGUGAGUGUGCGAGUGAGAGUUUAUUUUCUGUUGCCAAAUGUUUUUUAUUCCUGUCUGAUUCUGUGAACUUUUGCAGCCCUGUGGGUUUGGCACUGGGCACAGAGUCGCUCUAACGGUUAUCUCUCUUGUUUUUUUUUUUCUCUGAUUUUUGUAUUUUGUUUUAUUUAAAUGUCAGUUUGGUGGAUUGCAAAGACCAAUCUGUGUCCUCCUUUACGAGAUUUCUGUGAAAGGUGCACAAAAUGUUCUAUUAAUGCAGUUUAUUUUUCUUUUGUUUAUUCACAUUUUUCAUUCAAAGACCACUGUUUGAGUUAUUCCACGACUGCAACAGAGUGCCUUUUAUCCCAGCGUGGUGUCCACAUAGAGCUAGAUUUCUCCUUCUCCUUCGUCCCAAACUUUGUUGUGAAUCAAGUGAAAGCAGCAUUCCACACAUUAGUCCGUCGCAGUUGCACCGGGAACCAAGAAUAUGGGACUUCCAAGAAAAAUCAAAGUACUAUUUUGUGUCUUAGCUACAUUCUCUGUAACUGUCACCAAAAUGGAUGUGUGUAUAUCUGUGAUUAUUUAUGAAUACAGUAUAUAAUGUACAGCAUGAUUUUUAUUUUGGCGUCGUUAAAAUGUACUUUUGCACUUUCCAGGUACUAAAUUGUAACAGAUUGUUUUAACUUUGCUCCCUAAUCUGUAAAAACUGCUUUGUAUACACAAGUGGAAAAUAAUCAUUAAAGUCUUGUCUAAAUUCAAA